AUGGCUCUGUUUGAGGAGGAGAUGGACACCAGUCCAAUGGUCUCCUCUCUGCUCAGUACUCUGGCCAACUACUCCAACUUGCCAACUGGCAGCAAAGAGCACGAAGAGGCCGAGAAUAAUGAGGAGGGAGCACGUCCAUCUAAAAAACCUGUCAAGGCGCCUCAGUUGGGCACUCUGAUGGGAGUUUACUUGCCGUGCAUCCAGAACAUUUUCGGCGUGAUCCUCUUCCUGCGGAUGACGUGGAUGGUCGGCAUCGGAGGCGUCUUCGGCUCAUUCAUAAUCGUCUUCAUGUGUUGUUCUACGACAAUGCUCACAGCAAUCUCCAUGAGUGCCAUUGCAACAAAUGGAGUCGUACCAGCUGGAGGUUCGUACUACAUGAUCUCUCGCUCUCUGGGGCCUGAGUUCGGCGGCGCUGUUGGGAUCUGCUUCUACCUGGGCACCACGUUUGCAGGUGCCAUGUACAUUCUUGGCUGCAUUGAAAUUUUGCUGAUUUAUAUUGUUCCUCAGGCAGCCAUCUUUAAGAUCGAGGGCCUGGAGGGGCCAGAGGCAGAGGCGGCUCUGCUCAACAACAUGCGCGUUUACGGCACCAUCGUUCUGAGCUUCAUGGCGCUGGUGGUGUUCGUGGGGGUCAAAUAUGUCAACAAGCUGGCUCUAGUCUUCUUGGCCUGUGUCAUCCUCUCUAUUGUGGCUGUUUACGCCGGUGUCAUCAAGACCGCCAUCGACCCCCCUGUCUUCCCCGUCUGCCUCCUUGGAAAUCGAACUCUAGUCUCUAAAGGAUAUGAUGUGUGCGCAAAGGUGAUCGAAAUAGACAACGACACCAUCACCACCAAACUGUGGAGAUCCUUCUGUGAUUCUGAGUUCCUCAAUGCCACGUGUGACGACUACUUCACCAACAACAAUGUGACAGAGAUACAGGGAAUCCCGGGGGUCACCAGCGGCAUCCUGGCAGAAAACCUGUUUGGUAACUAUCUGGAAAAAGGGAUGAUUCUGGAGAAGCGCGGACUUGCUUCGGAUUCAGAUCCAGACAGUUCCCCAACAAACUCCAACCGCUACGUCCUGGCUGACAUCACCAGCUUCUUCACCCUGCUGGUGGGGAUAUACUUCCCAUCUGUCACAGGCAUCAUGGCCGGCUCCAACCGCUCCGGAGACCUGCGUGAUGCUCAGAAGUCAAUCCCCAUCGGCACCAUUGCAGCCAUCACCACCACAUCGACUGUGUAUAUCUCAUGUGUGGUGCUGUUUGGUGCUUGUAUAGAAGGAGUGGUCCUACGAGAUAAGUUUGGUGAAGGAGUCAACGGCAACCUGGUGAUUGGUACGCUGGCGUGGCCUUCUCCAUGGGUCAUUGUGUUCGGCUCCUUUUUCUCCACCUGCGGAGCUGGACUUCAGAGUCUGACAGGAGCUCCACGUCUCCUGCAGGCCAUCUCAAGGGACGGCAUCAUCCCUUUUCUUAGAGUGUUUGGUCAUGGCAAAGACAACGGGGAGCCUACCUGGGCGCUUCUUCUCACAGCGAGCAUCUGUGAGAUUGGAAUCAUUAUCGCCUCCCUGGAUGCAGUCGCUCCCAUCCUCUCCAUGUUCUUCUUGAUGUGCUACAUGUUCGUCAAUCUUGCCUGCGCUUUGCAGACUCUGCUGAGGACGCCCAACUGGAGGCCUCGUUUCAAGUUCUACCACUGGGCUCUGUCUUUCCUGGGUAUGAGUCUGUGCCUGUCGCUCAUGUUCAUCUGCUCCUGGUAUUACGCCAUAGUGGCCAUGGGCAUUGCCACCUGCAUCUACAAAUACAUUGAGUUCUGUGGGGCUGAGAAGGAGUGGGGUGAUGGGAUUCGUGGGAUCUCGCUCAGCGCUGCUCGCUUUGCUCUGAUGAGGCUGGAGGAAGGCCCGCCACACACCAAGAACUGGAGGCCUCAAAUCCUGGUUCUGGUCAGUGUGGAUGCUGAGCAGAAUGUGGAGCAGCCUCGUCUGCUCUCUCUGACCAAUCAGCUAAAAGCAGGGAAAGGCCUGACCAUCGUCGGCACAUCGGUUCAAGGAACCUUCCUUGACAAUUAUACUGAAGCCCAGAGGGCAGAUCAGUCUUUACGCAAGCUGAUGGAGGCAGAAAAGGUGAAGGGCUUCUCUCAGGUGGUCAUCUCCUCCAACCUGAGAGAUGGGACGUCCCAUCUGAUCCAGGUUGGAGGACUCGGAGGUCUGAAGCACAACACUGUGAUGGUCAGCUGGCCCCGUAACUGGAAACAGCCCGAGUGCCACCAGCAAUUUAGAAACUUCAUUGAGGUAGUUAGAGAGACAACUAUAGCCAGUCUGGCCUUGUUGGUUCCUAAGAACAUCUCCAGCUAUCCAUCCAAUGGAGAGCGCUUCACCGAAGGCCACAUAGAUGUGUGGUGGAUCGUCCACGAUGGAGGCAUGCUGAUGCUGCUGCCCUUCCUGCUGCGACAGCACAAGGUGUGGAGAAAGUGCAAGAUGCGCAUUUUCACUGUAGCUCAGAUGGAUGACAACAGCAUCCAGAUGAAGAAAGACCUCCUCAUCUUCCUCUAUCACCUGCGCAUCGACGCUGAGGUGGAAGUGGUGGAAAUGCAUGACGGUGAUAUCUCAGCCUAUACCUACGAGAAGACUCUGAUAAUGGAACAACGUUCACAGAUCCUCAAACAGAUGCAUCUGACCAAGAAUGAGAUGGAGAGAGAGAUUCAGAGCAUUACAGAUUCAUCCCGUGGGUCCAUCCGCCGUAAAAACCCAUCUGCCUUGCGGCCCCAGCAUAGCAUUGAGGAGGGAGCAAGCGUGGCAGAAAAACCAGAGGAGGAGUCUGUGGCUGUCUCCAACCCAAAACAGGUGCAGCUGAUCCAGAGCAAGAAUGCCUCCACACCGACCAGCCCCACAAGCCCCACGUCCCCUGCUGCACCCGCGGGGGGAGCUGCCACCUGGACCGACAGCAAGGGCCCAGAUAAGGGGAAGACCCUUUCGGCAGCGACCCCACAGCAGGGCAAAGACCUCUUCAACAUGAAGCCGGAAUGGGAGAACUUGAACCAGACUGAUGUCAGGCGCAUGCACACAGCGAUGCGGCUCAACGAGGUCAUCAUAAAGAAGUCCAAGGAGGCCAAACUUGUCCUGCUCAACAUGCCUGGACCACCAAAGAACCGUGUGGGCAACGAAAACUACAUGGAGUUCCUCGAGGUGCUCACUGAGGGACUCAAUCGGGUCCUCCUGGUGCGUGGAGGUGGACGUGAGGUCAUCACCAUCUACUCCUGA
Molecule: messenger RNA, 3228 nt
Organism: Stegastes partitus (bicolor damselfish)
Lineage: Eukaryota; Metazoa; Chordata; Actinopteri; Pomacentridae
Product: solute carrier family 12 member 5-like
Exons: 25
Coding region: 1-3228 (1075 amino acids)
Biological process (GO): cell volume homeostasis; chloride ion homeostasis; chloride transmembrane transport
Cellular component (GO): plasma membrane
Molecular function (GO): potassium:chloride symporter activity
Source: RefSeq, a predicted model, not a curated record